AUGUCGUCAGAAUCAUCAUCUGUUGAUGAAGCACAUAAGCAAUGGAUGUCGUCGUCAUCAUCAUCUGUUGAUGAUGAUGGAGAUGAAGCACAUAAGCAAUGGAUGAUGAAAUAUGGAAUCACAUACGCAAACAGCACUGAGAUGGAGAAACGCAGGAAAAUUUUCAAGAAGAAUUUGGAAUACGUAAAGAAGAUGAACAGAAUUAACAUGGCUGCUGGCAAGACUUACACGCUUGGCCUAAAUGAUUUUUCUGAUUUAACUGAUGAAGAAUUUUUCGCUUCACAUACUGGAGCCCUCAUCAGCAAUAAUACUCCAGAUUUACCACCACCAAACCAGCUUUCCCAACUUUUCCAACGUUUUAAAGACAAGAUAGAGCUACGCAGAGCAGAGCAGACUCUUAUGAGCAUGAGAAGCAGACCACUUCUCUCGCGUGGUUCAUGA
Molecule: messenger RNA, 441 nt
Organism: Trifolium pratense (red clover)
Lineage: Eukaryota; Viridiplantae; Streptophyta; Magnoliopsida; Fabales; Fabaceae
Product: ananain-like
Exons: 1
Coding region: 1-441 (146 amino acids)
Source: RefSeq, a predicted model, not a curated record